Messenger RNA from Colias croceus (clouded yellow), 1176 nucleotides. RefSeq lists its product as uncharacterized. The coding region runs from base 1 to 1176 and encodes 391 amino acids. The transcript has 8 exons. The record is from RefSeq and is a predicted model, not a curated record. NCBI's taxonomy places the organism in Eukaryota, Metazoa, Arthropoda, Insecta, Lepidoptera, Pieridae.
AUGAUUAGAAAUUCAACAUUUAAUGUAAGUUCCCUCUUUCAUUGUCAAUAUAUUGAAGUUUAUUCACAUAAGUAUGAACACGAUCCGAUGUGGAGGCAAACGUACGCGGGAUGUUUGAUUUUGCUCAUGCUUCAGGAUAUGUAUAAAUUCAAUGUAAACUACGUAAACACAACAACAGAACAGAUAUUACAUCCAGACAUUAAUAAUUAUGUGGACAUCUACGUCAGACCGAUGACAAUGAAUAAACGGUAUUUGGAAUUCGCCUUUCCUGUUCACUCUGUUUUUGAAUGGAGAUUUGGCUUUAUACUUCGAUACAAGCAAAAGAAGAUCCUUCAGACAUUCUACAGCCUGCCGUUCACACCUCGAGUGUGGUGUUGUAUUAUUGUGAUCUUAUUUCUUAGCAGCUUGAUCUUUUACAUCCUAAGCUAUUGGGAAAAACGUAUUAUUGGUGGAGAAUGCAGCUAUUGCCAUGAAUUGCUACUUGCUUUUUCUGCUUUUUGUCAACACAUAUUACCACUGCAAGCUAACUUAUAUUCACGUCGUAUAGCCUACCUAUUUUUCAUCCUAUGCUCUUACGUCAUACAUUGCUUCUAUACAUCUAACCUUCUCUCACACAUAGUGAAUGAUAACGACAGAGCUAUGAAUCUACAAGCCUUGGCUAGGAGUGAUUAUGAGCUUGUAAUAAUACAAGAUACUUUAACAGCUCAUAGACCAAAUACACAUAUUAUACGAAUGGAUAAAAACCUGAGUCUCAUAAGCAAAAAAAUGGAUAACGUCAAAAUAAUGAAUGUUUCAUCCGCCUUAGAGGCACUCAAGGAUACGAAAACCGCAGUUUUGUCUGAUUUUACCUCGUUAUACCCUAUAAUAAAGAGAUCGUUGGACAAAGAUGCGAUAUGCGACCUUAUUGAAAUUGAUUUAUAUUCAAUGGUCAAGAAAUAUUUCUAUACGUCCAAACAGUUUCCGUUCAAGGAUGAAUUUAAGAUAGGGAUACUAAAAGCAAAAGAAACGGGUCUUGUUCGUCGAAUGUUACUGAAGAGUCAACAUGCCUUUUCUUGCAACGACCAUGAGAGAUCCUACACAGAUUAUACUAUUAUACCAGUAACAAGGUCAGAGGCAGAAUAUGUUAAGUUCGAAUUUUGUGAAAACUGCAUCAUGAAAAGUAACAUAGAGAGAUGA